GGAACUAAAAUGAACGUAUACAACAAAGAUGGCGUCUCCCGGUGAGCCGAAAGUGAAUGUUUCCCACGUGGAGAAAAAGAAAAAGCCUCCAGCUCGGUACUGGUUGAAGCAACAGGACGAAGAGAACCAUGAAAGCAAAGAUGGAAAACAAACAGAGGAGGCUGGCCAGCGGGAGGAGAAACAGACAACGAAAACAACGAGAAGCAAUCAAAGAGAUGAGCUGACGUAUGAAAAUAAAGCUGGGGAGAAAUUGGACCCUUUCCCUGGACCAGCUGUUAUCUCAACAGACAGGCUGCAAAAAUUCAAGAGGAAAGAUAAUGCUCAAAAGACUCGCAAGCAGCGGUUCUUGCUGCAAGACGUGAUCACUCGUUCAGAAGAAGCUUCUGAAAUGGCCCAGAAACAAGCUGCUCGAUUUGACCUCCUGCUCCCAGAGGAGGCUGGAUUUUUAGAAGGAGAUGAAGAUGAGGACACAUGUAUGAUAACACAGGAGGAUAUCGCAGAUGCUGUGGAUGUGACAUCUGGAGCAAAGUAUUUCAGUCUGAAAAUGACUCAGUUUGGACCAUAUCGAGUGGAUUACAGCAAAACGGGCCGUCACCUGCUGCUUGGUGGAAGGAGAGGUCAUGUGGCUUGUGUAGACUGGCAGACCAAACAGCUCAUGUGUGAGAUUAACGUUAUGGAGUCGAUCAAUGAUGUAAAGUGGCUCCAUACUGAGAACAUGUAUGCUGUGGCUCAGAAGAAGUGGCUGUAUAUUUAUGACUCCAACGGGAUCGAGCUGCACUGCAUUCGCCGGUUCAAUGACGUCCUUCGAAUGCAGUUCCUCCCGUACCACUUCCUGCUCGCCACAGCGAGUGCUACAGGCUUCCUGCAGUACUUGGACGUGUCGAUUGGAAAGGAGGUGGUAGCCAUCUGCACCAAAACGGGCCGACUCGAUGUGAUGUGUCAGAACCCGCACAACGCCAUCAUCCACCUCGGUCACCCCAACGGCACAGUCACCCUCUGGUCACCGAAUCAGAAAGAAGCCCUCGUCAAGAUGCUUUGUCACCAAGGAGGUGUGCGCUCGGUCGCUGUGGACAAGACGGGCACAUACAUGGUAACAUCUGGAAUGGAUAAAAAGCUGAAAGUCUUUGACAUUAGAGCCUUCAAACCUCUAAAGUCCUACUUCCUUCCUGCUGGAGCUUCAUGUUUGUCUCUGAGCCAGAGAGGACUCCUGGCUGCGGCCACGGGGGACAUCGUUCAGGUGUACAGGGACGUGUGGAGCGCUCCAGUCUCUAAACCCUACAUGGCUCACAGGGUUCGGGGGACAGUGUGGGGGCAGCACUUUUGUCCCUUCGAGGAUGUCCUUGGAGUUGGACACGGAGAGGGUUUCACCAGCAUGCUAAUACCAGGUGCUGGUGAACCUAACUUUGACGCCCUUGAUGCAAAUCCCUACCGUAGUGCAAAGCAAAGGCAGGAGUGGGAGGUCAAAGCCCUGCUGGAGAAGAUACAGCCAGACCUCAUCAGCCUCGACCCCACGAAGCUGGGACAGGUUGACCAUGCGACCUUUGAGCAGAAGCAUCAAGAGAGGGUUCAGGCUCUGGGCUUUGACCCACUUGCUAAAGAAAAAUUUGUUCCAAAAUUUAAGAAGAAAGGUCGCAGUUCUGCCGGCAGUAUUGAAAGGCGCAAGAGACAAGUGGCUGAUGUGGAUCAGAGGGAUGUUAUCAAAAAAUCUUUGGAGGACAAAAGAAAAAUAGAAGAAGAACGAAAGAGGAUUGAGGAAAAGAAGGCAAAACUAUCUGGACAAACCUCUGCUCUUGACAGAUUCAAAAAGUAGAGAAGGACUCUUUGUGUUGCUGAGAAUGCAUUGACGUUCUUUGGGGCGGACCUUUGACCUUCAUAUAAAAGACACACUUUAUUUGAACAUGUUAAUGUGCUGUAGCAGCAGGACGCCAACAGCAGAAACUUUGUAGUGAGAAUGCAUUCUGAAGGGAAGCUGUUCAUCAAAUCAAAAUUUGCUGGUCUGAUUUCGUGAACGAUUGCAGCCUGAAGUGCAUCCUGUACAUGUUAACCCAACAUGAUGAGCUUUAGUUGACACUGAUCAUCAUCCCAAGGUUGUGUUAAAUGCCUGUUGAUUUUUGUACCAAUAAACACAAUCUCCA
Molecule: messenger RNA, 2135 nt
Organism: Nematolebias whitei (Rio pearlfish)
Lineage: Eukaryota; Metazoa; Chordata; Actinopteri; Cyprinodontiformes; Rivulidae
Gene: wdr46
Product: WD repeat domain 46
Exons: 14
Coding region: 29-1810 (593 amino acids)
Biological process (GO): maturation of SSU-rRNA from tricistronic rRNA transcript (SSU-rRNA, 5.8S rRNA, LSU-rRNA)
Cellular component (GO): 90S preribosome; nucleolus; small-subunit processome
Molecular function (GO): protein binding
Source: RefSeq, a predicted model, not a curated record